Messenger RNA from Suillus fuscotomentosus, 753 nucleotides. RefSeq lists its product as uncharacterized. Lineage: Eukaryota; Fungi; Basidiomycota; Agaricomycetes; Boletales; Suillaceae. The record is from RefSeq and is a predicted model, not a curated record. The annotation marks the transcript as partial. The transcript has 2 exons.
GACUCCGACUCUGAUGCCGAGGAAGACUUUGACUUCGUACCAGUGGUUUCGCAAGACAUUGUCCACGUUCUUGCGAAGACACCUCCACACCCACGACAAUCUAUCCAGCAUCAUGAAACCAUGCAUGGCGCCAUCGAUUUUCUGCCUGCUUUCAAGUCAUUUUUACGGAAGUACAUGCCACACAAUCACAUCGUGCCCGGUUAUCAAGACCAUUUUGAUGUUUUUCGGCAAGCUGUCAUAAUCAUUCCCCCCAACCCCCGUGUGUCGGAGUUACCGAAGCGUCUGCGGGUGAGGGCAACACCUGAAGUGCUUCCAUCACCUUCUGGACGGAAGCCAGGUUCUCCCGCGCGAUUUGACAUGGCGUUGUUGACUGAUGGUGUCCGAGCAUCAAAGUUGUACACUUUGGAAGUCAUAGCUGUUCAGGUUGCGCAGGUGCGUGUAAUCUUCACGCUGCCUCGUCAGUUCGGCUCAUACUCGCGACCUCUUGCCUAUGUUGAAUGGUUCACGCCAUUCAGGGAGCCAGACCAGUUCUCAGGUUUGCGUCAAGUUUCACGUUCGACUCGUCACUUACGUUGGAAUGGAGCAGUCGUACACGUCGACGAGCUUGUUCGGCCAUGUCACCUUGUUCCGAAAAUGGGCCAAAAGGUAGACCCCAGCUGGACAAGCGCAAACGUCUAUGAGAUGGCAAGCAAUUUCUAUUUCAACGAAUUUAUUGACCUUGAUAUGUUUUGCGUCUCAAGUGCCAUUACAUAG